Molecule: messenger RNA, 3086 nt
Organism: Elgaria multicarinata webbii
Lineage: Eukaryota; Metazoa; Chordata; Lepidosauria; Squamata; Anguidae
Gene: HCN3
Product: hyperpolarization activated cyclic nucleotide gated potassium channel 3
Exons: 8
Coding region: 55-2646 (863 amino acids)
Biological process (GO): regulation of membrane depolarization; potassium ion transmembrane transport; sodium ion transmembrane transport
Cellular component (GO): HCN channel complex; membrane; axon
Molecular function (GO): voltage-gated potassium channel activity
Source: RefSeq, a predicted model, not a curated record
GCCGCGGGCCCCGACGACCCCGGCGGCACCUUCGUGCAGCGCCAGCUGGGCGCCAUGCUCCAGCCGGCCGUCAACAAGUUCUCCCUGCGCAUGUUCGGCAGCCACAAGGCCGUGGAGAUCGAGCAGCAGCGCGUCAAGUCCGCCGGGUACUGGAUCAUCCACCCCUACAGCGAUUUCAGGUUCUAUUGGGACUUGAUCAUGUUGCUACUCAUGGUGGGGAAUCUGAUCAUCCUGCCAGUAGGCAUCACAUUCUUCAAGGAUGAGAACACCCCGCCUUGGAUCGUCUUCAACGUCCUCUCAGACACCUUCUUCCUGGCCGACCUGGUCCUGAAUUUCCGGACGGGCAUCGUGGUGGAAGACAACACCGAGAUCAUCCUGGACCCGCACACCAUCAAGAUGAAAUACCUCAAGAGCUGGUUCCUGGUCGACUUUGUCUCUUCCAUCCCUGUUGACUACAUCUUCCUCAUCGUAGACCUGGAGACCCAGGUGGAUUCAGAUGUCUACAAAACGGCCCGGGCACUCCGCAUCGUCCGAUUCACCAAGAUUCUCAGCUUGCUCCGCCUCCUACGGCUCUCGCGGCUCAUCCGUUACAUCCACCAAUGGGAGGAGAUCUUCCACAUGACCUACGACUUGGCGAGCGCCGUGGUGCGGAUCUUCAACCUCAUUGGGAUGAUGCUUCUGCUGUGUCACUGGGAUGGGUGUCUGCAGUUCCUGGUACCCAUGUUGCAGGACUUCCCGGAGGACUGCUGGGUCUCCAUCAACCACAUGGUGAACGACUCUUGGGGUAAACAGUACUCCCACGCCUUGUUCAAGGCCAUGAGCCACAUGCUGUGUAUCGGGUACGGGCAGCAGGCGCCCGAGGGCAUGACGGACGUUUGGCUGACGAUGCUGAGCAUGAUCGUGGGCGCCACCUGCUACGCGAUGUUCAUCGGCCACGCCACCGCGCUCAUCCAGUCGCUGGACUCCUCUCGGCGCCAGUACCAGGAGAAGUACAAGCAAGUGGAACAGUACAUGUCCUUCCACAAAUUGCCGGGAGACACGCGCCAGCGGAUCCACGAGUACUACGAACACCGUUACCAGGGCAAGAUGUUUGACGAGGAGAACAUCUUGGGGGAACUGAGCGAGCCCCUCAAAGAGGAAAUCAUCAACUUCAACUGCCGCAACCUCGUGGCCAACAUGCCGCUUUUCGCCAACGCCGAUCCCAACUUCGUGACGGCCAUGCUGACCAAGCUGCGCUUCGAGGUCUUCCAGCCAGGGGACUUCAUCAUCCGGGAGGGCACUGUGGGCAAGAAGAUGUACUUCAUCCAACACGGCGUGGUCAGCAUCCUGACUCGUGGCUCCAAGGAAAUGAAGCUCUCGGACGGCUCCUACUUUGGAGAGAUCUGUCUCCUCACUCGCGGCCGGCGCACAGCCAGCGUGCGGGCCGACACCUACUGCCGCCUCUACUCGCUCUCGGUGGACAACUUCAACGAGGUCUUGGAGGAAUACCCCAUGAUGCGCCGGGCCUUUGAAACCGUCGCCAUGGACCGGCUGGACCGCAUAGGUAAGAAGAACUCAAUCCUGCUGCGCAAGCGAGCGGAACACAGCUCCAGCACCGUGAACAACGAGAUCAUCCAGCAGAUCGUCAAACACGACCAGGACAUGGCAUACAACAUCCAGGACUUGCAGCCGGUGAUGGCCGGGCGGGAGCUGAGUGGCAAACCAGUGAUCUGGGAGCCGCUGGUCCACGCCCCGCUCCAGACGGCCGCCGCCACCACCAACGUGGCCAUCGCGCUGACGCACCAGCAAAGCCUCGCGGCUCACAUCUUCCUGCCCCCGUCCUCCUCCGUGUCCAGCCCUCUCUCCCCCGACGCCGUCCUGAUUCCCCGCCACCCCCGGCACUCCCAGCCCAGCCUGGGCGGCUCUCGCCCUUCCUCGGUCAGCUCGCCCGCGUCAGGGGCCCAGUCCCACUUACAAACGCCGGCUGCUGGGUCCCCGUCCUCGCCCAUGGUUCAGGGCACGUCGCCUCUGGAAAGCGCCGGGCCCAGAGGCAUCCCCCUGGGACCCCCCAUCCCUCGGCCAGUCCAGAGGGGAGAAGCCGUCCCGGGAGGAAGCCAGCCUCAGCUCUCCAAGUCCCGCGGCACGUCCGUCUCCACCUCGCUUCUGCAACAGCCGGCGAGCGCCUCGUCCCUCCCUCCCGGACGAACUCUCCAUUACAGCCUCUCCCGGGCCACCGGGUCCCACAUUUCCCUGUUUUUGCAGCCUCAGCAGCUGGUGAGACACCGCAGCACGCAAGGCCUUUCGGUGGGCCGCCUCACCCAGGAUGUCCGGCCGCUUUCGGCCUCCCAGCCCUCCUUGCCUCACCGGCUCACUCAGCAGGCGGACAUGGGCCCCUCCCAGCAGGCCAGGAAGUCGGCCGGGAAUCUGACGCACCGGUCCUCUCCUUCAGUCCCGGGGCUCCUAGCCAAAGCAGCCUCUGGUGUGGCCGUCCGGCCCGCUCUGCCACAGCAGGUGCCUUUGGGUUCCAGCCGCUCCGCGAGCGGGGCUAGCACCCCGCAGUCCCCUGCCUCGACGCCGCGUCCCACCGCCACCCCGUCCCGAAAGGGUUCCGUGGCGUUCAGCCCCGACGUGGACACUGGGAAACCUAAGCUCGCAUCCAACAUGUGAGGCCACGAGAACCCAGGGCUACGCCUUCAGAUGUAGGAGGGAGAAACGCCAGCCCAAAGGAAAAGCAGGCCUUUGGGGCUGAGCCAGAGGGGGCAGGAACGGGCACUUGGAGCGUUCGCCGCCACGGGGCAGGCUAUCAGCCCCCCAAAGCCAGGUCUGAGUGAAGACAGGGAAGAGUUAUUCCCUCAGAGAGCCCAUGCCGUCCUGGCGCUCACUGAAGGCUGAGCUGAACCCCACCUGGCCCCCGUGGGUGGAGGGAAGCUGGGCCCACGUGCCCCCCCAGUUGGUCUUUGUGUGGGGAAACCACCCUUGGGAGGGUAGCCCCACCUCAUCUCUGCCCUUUCAGGUGUGGUACCUCCACACACCCUUCCUGGGCCUGCCCUUGAUGGGGGGCUGUGAGCUUGGCCCCACAAGUGUCUCCAAGCCCUCCCAUGGGGCUC